CCCCAACCAGCCCAUCUCUUUUCCCACAUGUAAUCGCCAUAAAUUUUAGCCCUCUAAAAGCGGGCUAAUCUCCCCUAUCCUUUUCUGCGUUUGAGCCACAGUCAUGUUGGUCUCAUAUCGGUCGCUCCCUAUCUUGAAGUUAUCCAUUGCAGUCUCGUUUGUUCUGUUUACUAUUUUUCUUUAUCUGUACUACCGCCCCUCAAGUUUCGCCGACUUGAAAAGUUUGUCGGUCGGCCUUGGCGCAUCAGGGUCCACAUGGCCAGGAACCUCAGUCGCAGCUGGGGUACCGGAGACUAUCUGGUAUAAAGUUGGUCCGAAUGGACUAAGUGACGAUGCGCGAAAAUGGGGGGAUGACUGCCUGCGAAAAAACCCCACCUUCCGAUCUGAGGUCUUGACAGAUUCAUCAGGGGACUUAUUCGUCCAAGAGAACUUCGCCUUUCGUCCCGACAUCGUUGACACUUUUCUCGCGCUCCCCAUCCCAAUCCUCAAGGCCGACUUCCUCCGUUACCUCCUGCUUUACUCAAAGGGCGGCGUCUGGAACGAUCUCGAUGUCUCUUGCGAAGACACCCCCAUCCGGGACUGGAUCCCGCAAGAACUAAAAAAAGACGUCAAUCUUGUCGUGGGCUGGGAGUUUGAUGUCGGCUGGGGAGAUAACAUCAUGCGCCAGUUUGCAACCUGGACGGUCAUGGCAAAGCCCAAGUCCCCGCACUUAAUGAUGGUGAUCGAUGAUAUCCUUGAUGCUGUGCAUCAGAUCACCGAAGAACGCCAAAUCACUAUCCCCGACCUGACAACGGACAUAAUUCCGGACGUUGUCGAUUUUACCGGGCCUCGACGAUUGACUACCGGAGUAAUUAAGAGCUUGGAAUCCAGUCUCCAGAAAACUAUUGACAACAAGGAAAUUUCGCAUCUGCUUGAACCAAUGCUGGUUGGUGAUGUCUUGAUACUGCCUGGCUAUUCGCUAGCACGGUCGAUGAAUACCUACGAAACAAAUAACACCGGCCCUGCAUUCGUUACGCAUCAUUAUGCUGGCUCUUGGAAGAACAAAGUGGGUGGCGAGGUACAAGCGAGUGUUGAUUGAUCAGCUAUGCUUAUAAUGUAUCAUCUGUGGCAUAUUUUUGUUAUCAUAGAAUGAGCGACGAAUUCAAGAUUUUCUAGAUCCAUUGAGGGUUGCUCGCGGGCCUGA
This is a messenger RNA of Aspergillus candidus, 1183 nucleotides long. RefSeq lists its product as uncharacterized. The transcript has a single exon. The record is from RefSeq and is a predicted model, not a curated record. Gene Ontology annotation, biological process: protein N-linked glycosylation. Gene Ontology annotation, cellular component: mannan polymerase complex. Gene Ontology annotation, molecular function: alpha-1,6-mannosyltransferase activity. Bases 104 to 1078 code for a protein of 324 amino acids. NCBI's taxonomy places the organism in Eukaryota, Fungi, Ascomycota, Eurotiomycetes, Eurotiales, Aspergillaceae.